Messenger RNA from Fraxinus pennsylvanica, 2082 nucleotides. The record is from the annotation of a GenBank genome assembly. NCBI's taxonomy places the organism in Eukaryota, Viridiplantae, Streptophyta, Magnoliopsida, Lamiales, Oleaceae.
AUGGCUAUGCGCAUUCGCAGUCUACCACACGUUGCUAGUUUAAGCAUCAUGUUGCUUAUGUCUUUUAUCAGCACAGUUCAUGGCCGAAUUCUAAUAAUCAAUUCCUCCGAUGAUUUAAUCUCAGAUGGAAUUGAUCGUGUUGAUGAUCAAUCUGUAGCUCUUACUGCAAAUGAUGUUCUCGUGUCCGCAAGCACUUGCCAUCACACAUAUGGUUUCCUACCAUGUGCAGAAAAUACUGGAGGAUACAUUUACCAAAUACUGGUCUAUCAAGGUCUACUAGUAUUUGGAGAAAUGCAGCUAAGCAUUGGGAGCAAGGUGUUCUUUAAAAUCCUUGAAAAUCGUUUUGGCACAGGCAAAUAUGUUAGUAUCAUUUUCCGAAUCCUCAUGGGGUUACCAGCAAUGAUGAUGAUGAUCAUAUCUGGAGUUUUCGGUAGCAAAGAGACCGCUCGGUCUUUGGUGUCACUUGGAGUGGGCAUCUAUGCUGGAAUUACUGUCUUCACUCUCACGCUGCAGUGGGGUAUAUGUCUGAUUUUUGGAGCGAAAUAUUUGGGACAAAAAUCAAAGUGUAGGCAUUCACGUUGCUUGCCAGUCAAAGAAAAAUUCAAGGAAUUAAAGGAUACCGGUGUUAUACUUCAAAAUGAUACUCGUCGUCUAGCUGGAAUUAUGCUUCUUUCUUUGAUUCCUUAUAUUACUGUGCAACUAGUUGAUAUUUUCAACACAUCCCACAUAGUGCUUUUGAUAGCGUUAAUAGUGUCCGCCGCAUCUUUACUUUUAUAUUUUAUGUUUCAGAUUGUGGAUCGUUGGAUGCAGAUAUUAAGUUCAGAUUACUUGCAGUAUGAGAUUCUAAGAAACGCAUUUUUGCAACAUGUUGAAAGGCGGGGAAAACUUGUUGAUGAUGAUGGGACACCUAACUCUGCUCUCAUCAAAAUUGUAUUUGAUGAGACAGACAGAGAUGGAGACAAAUAUAUAACUAGGCUUGAAUUGGAAAAGUUGUUCAAUAAAAUCUUGCCAGAGAUGUCCGAGGAUGCCAUAAAAAAAGUCGUCGCUGAAACAAUGGAAGUAUUUGAUUCUGACAAUGACAAUAAAAUCAAUGAAUCUGAAUUCGCUGAAGCAUGCGUAAAGUUAGCUGAAGGCACUGAUUUCAUUUCAAGAGAACUUUCAGACAAGGACGGUCAACAGUUUAGUCCGAUUGAGAUUGAUAAAAUAAUGUCGAAAAUUCUAAAGCACGCUGAAAGCCAACUACUUAAAGGAGAAUCGCUUAUCAUGGAAGAUGGAAAACCGAACAUUGAAAGAAUUAACAACAUCUUCAGACAGUACGACACCGACAAUAACAACAAGAUAUCAAGAAAUGAAUUAGGGCAAAUAAUCAGUAAAGUCCAAUUCGGAAACUUGAAGCCGGAGGAUGUGGACCAUGUGGUUAAUAUAUUCUUUUACCAUUUCGAUACAGAUCGUAAUAAUACGAUUGAUAAAGAAGAAUUUGUCCAUGUACUAGAAAGAUGGCUUGAUGAAGCCAGUCUUGUUGCUAAAUGCUCUGAUAAGACUAAAAGUGUGGAUGAAUUUGACAAGAUUGUAUGGGAAAAAGUCGUUCCUGGAUACUCUUUCCUGGAUAUUGUAAAAUGUAUGCUUAAAAUAGUGUUGGGUAUUGUUAUAUUGACCUUUGUUGGAGGACCUCUCACGACUAGCAUCCUACAGUUAUCAUAUGCCAUGAGGGUGCCUUCUUUCUCUAUCUCAUUUGUGAUAGUGCCAUUGGCAAUGAAUACAAGAACCUUAAUACAAGCUAUCUUUCCAGUCAGUAAAAAGACUGAAAGAACGGCAUCUUUAACAUUCUCUGAGAUUUAUAGUGGAGUUGUAAUGAACAACCUCUCGGGUUUGACAACACUGUUAGCAGUUGUAUAUGCGAAGGACUUGCCAUGGGAUUAUUCGGCAGAAGUGCUAACUAUUUUGGUUGUAUGUGCCGUAGUAGGGAUUUUGGGAAUCUCACGUACCAAUUAUCCUUUCUGGACUUGCUUAUUAGCUUUUUUCCUCUAUCCAUUCUCCUUGGCGCUGUAUUGUUUUGUUGUACUUGUUCUUCAUUGGAACUAA